This is a messenger RNA of Colossoma macropomum (tambaqui), 5446 nucleotides long. It is a transcript of the gene ptdss2, whose product is annotated as phosphatidylserine synthase 2. Lineage: Eukaryota; Metazoa; Chordata; Actinopteri; Characiformes; Serrasalmidae. Gene Ontology annotation, molecular function: L-serine-phosphatidylethanolamine phosphatidyltransferase activity. The record is from RefSeq and is a predicted model, not a curated record. Gene Ontology annotation, biological process: phosphatidylserine biosynthetic process. The transcript has 12 exons. The coding region runs from base 594 to 2072 and encodes 492 amino acids.
UUUUUUUCCCAGAAAUCAAAGGCACGCGUGCUGCUGCCGGGUGGAGUGAGUGAGUGAGUGAGUGAGGGAGUGAAUGUGGAGUGUGGAGUGUAAACCCAGAUCCGAGACUCGGUGUGUGUCCCAACACUACGGCAGCUGUACGUUACAGCAUCAGGGAGCGGCUAGUGAGGGUCCUGCUGUAACCUUUAGGGGGAGAAAGACAGAGAGCGGGGGAGAGAGACACUGAGAGGGAGAGGAGGAGUGAGAGUUCAGCUCCAGCGGCUCUCGGACUGUGAGCGGCGGCUGACGCUGCUUCACAUCUGAGCUCUGACCUCCGUUAGUCAGACAUUCACAAUAUCGGUAGCUGAUCACUUCUCGGUUUAGAACACCGAGCUGUCGGUUCAUUUGUGUGUGUGUGUGUGUGUGUGUGUGGUGUUUUAGCUUCAGCGACAUCGUUUCGGCUCCUCCUGUCAGUCAGUCAGUCUGGUGAUUCGUUAACACCUCUGUCAGACUGGGCUGAGAUUGAUCUGUAGCUCGGCUGUGGUGGGCUCUCGGCUCCGCCGGGGGGCUGAGGCGGUUAAAACAGAGGAGAGCGGUGUUUCGGUUUGAGCGCCAUGGCCAAAGCGGAGUCGAAGCGGAGCGGCGCGGCGCUGCUGGUCGCCGGUAAAUCCGGCGCAGACGAGCAGGUGAACGGCGCGGCCGAGCUGCCUCUGCCCGCCGUCAGGGCUGCCAAAGCCUCGGGCACACGAGAGGCCACGAGCCGCCGGAGCACCGAGAGCGAAGUGUACGACGACGGCACCAACACGUUCUUCUGGAGAGCACAUACCCUGACUGUGUUGUUCAUACUGACGUGUGCUUUGGUCUAUGUGACCCUGCUAGAGGAGACGCCUCAAGACACAGCCUACAACACUAAGAGAGGGAUUGUGGCGAGUAUUCUGGUGUUCCUGUGCUUUGGAGUAACACAAGCCAAAGAUGGUCCUUUCUCACGACCACAUCCAGCGUAUUGGCGCUUCUGGCUCUGUGUCAGUGUUGUUUACGAGCUCUUUCUCAUCUUCAUCCUUUUCCAAACUGUGCAGGAUGGGCGAUUAUUUAUGAAGUACAUUGACCCGAAGCUCGGUGUUCCUCUGCCAGAGAGAGACUAUGGAGGAAACUGUCUCAUCUAUGAUCCCGGAAACACCACUGACCCCUUCCACAACAUCUGGGACAAGAUGGAUGGCUUUGUUCCUGCUCAUUUUCUUGGCUGGUACAUUAAGACAUUGAUGAUCAGAGACUGGUGGAUGUGUAUGAUCAUUAGUGUAAUGUUUGAGUUUUUGGAGUACAGUCUGGAGCACCAGCUUCCAAACUUCUCAGAGUGCUGGUGGGACCAUUGGAUUAUGGAUGUGCUGGUGUGUAACGGUUUGGGCAUAUACUGUGGCAUGAAGACUCUCGGCUGGCUUUCUAUGAAGCCGUAUCAGUGGCAGGGCCUGUGGAACAUUCCUACAUACAAGGGGAAGAUAAAGCGCAUUGCAUUCCAGUUCACUCCAUACAGCUGGGUAAAGUUUGAGUGGCGGCCAGCGUCUAACCUUCGUCGGUGGCUGGCAGUGCUGGGCAUCAUAUUUAUGUUCCUGCUGGCUGAGUUGAACACAUUCUAUCUGAAGUUUGUGUUAUGGAUGCCUCCAGAACAUUACCUGGUGCUGCUCCGACUGGUCUUCUUUGUGAACGUGGGUGGAGUGGCCAUGAGGGAGAUCUACGACUUCAUGGAUGACCCGAAGUUUCAUAAGAAGCUGGGUCAGCAGGCGUGGCUGGUGGCGGCCAUCACAGUGACAGAGUUCCUGAUUGUGGUGAAGUAUGACCCCAACACCAUUAUGCUCCCAAUCCCCUUCUUCGUCACACAGUGCUGGAUCCUAGGCAUCCUGCUCAUCUUCACCUGGACGCUGUGGCGCUUCUUCAUCCGUGACAUCACACUCCGUUACAAAGAGACACGAAGGCGUAAACAGGAGAAUUCAGCGGAGCGGGAGAGGCCCCCUGGCAAUAGCAACAGCAAUCCUGUGAUGGCCUCCGGCCGCAGCAAACUGAACGGCAACACGGACACCGUACGGCACCGGAAGUCUUGAGGAAAGGGGUGUGGUUUAACACUGCGCAGCUGUGACACACACACACACACACACACACACACACUCCGAGCGCCAACUAAUGUUUUUUCACUGGGUGAAUGCGUGUGUGUGUGUGUGCGUGCAUGUGCGCAUGUGUGUGUGUCUGCCUGACUUCCCUUGACCGAACCAUUCCAACGCUGUUCAACACACACAGACUGGUGGUGAUGGGUGCCAAUCGUUUAUUCUACAUGACGGGGAGACGUCUUGCAUUUUGUAUCAGGAAAAAUGUGCUUGAUCUUAUUGUUACGUUGAUCAUUUUUGCAUGUAUAUUGGUUAAGCUGUCAUAUGCUGUUAGCUGCCCCUGCACAUACACAGCAUGACUGACUACUCUGAAAAGGUGUAUGUGAGAGAGAGUGAGUGAGAGGGGGAGUGAAGGGAGGAGGAGGAGGAGUGUGCGUUUGAUGGACGCUCUGUUCCUAAGGUUGCCUUAUAGUCCGUUCUGACCAGACUAUUCACACAUGCUUGUAAAUGUGACUCCAAUGCCAUGGGCAUAGGAAGGGUGUUGUUUUUUUUAAUUCGUUCUUCUUGCUGCUAUGCAAUAAGACACUAGAGUAGAAUUUGCCUCUACACAUGUUGUAGUUCAUUAGGCUUAACUCUAAAGAUCUCUUUGCUGGAGUACUGCUGUUACACAGAUUAACAUGCUGGAACACACAUGAACAUUGAUCUUUUUUUGUGUUAAACAGGGAAGAAUGUUCUCUCAGGAGAAAAGUCACUCUUAUGAUGUUGGUUAGGUUGUUAUCCUCCAGAGAAAGUAGGAUUAGUGUGUGCUUCAGCAGCGUAGCAUUUAUUUCACUGGGGUUUUUAAUCUGAUAAACUGACAAGACUGUAGACACCAACUACAUUUAGCUAAUAUGAAUCUUCAUUCGCACACAUGCGUAUGUCCAGUACUGUGCAGAAGCCUCACUUGAGAAGAUUAUAUUUAAAAAGCUAUUUAACUGGGCGUUUAUUCACUUAGACACUAAGAGUAAAUCCAAGUAAUUUUAAGACAAUAAGUAUUGAUUUUAUGUAUGUCAAUAUGCGUCAAACUGACAACCUGGUAUUAUUUGUAGUUACCACUCCUUACCUGGCUUGGUUAAACAAUGCUUCGUAAAAUUAUAUCAGAUGGAAUUUAACAAAUCCAUAUGAUGGCUGAGGGCAUCAGGGAGGAGUUAGGAACCAAAGUUUGUUCCUCACACUAGCCUUCAAGAUGAAGUUGAAUGCAAAAGUUUGGGCACCCCUGGUGAAAUGACAAGUUUCAUUGAUUGAAGUGGAAAGUAGUUUACACAUCCUCUACAGAGAACACACUUCUGUAUAUUUUAAUACACAAUGACCAUAUAUUUGCUGAAAUUAACAUAUUAGGGGACAAAAUACAACAAAAAAAAAGGUUACAUGUAUGCAUAUAUGUAUAUGCAAAUAUUUAAAUUUGUUGCCUGUAGAGGAUGUGUUUACUUUUUAUUUAAAAAAAAAUAAAUAAAUAACAAAACAUGUAAUAUGAGCGGUGGUGUUCAAACUUUUGCAUACACUUGUUACCUACUUUUUUUGGAAACAGGAAAUUCUUGGUAUUUUUACCACUUUAUUGUUUGUAUUUAUUCUAAUGUUACAUCAUGUUUUACAGUUAAAAAAUACAUAGUGCCCAGAUAAAUGUGUUUAAACCGUUUUGUUUAGGUGCCUUUUUGCACAGUACUGUACACACAUGCAAACAGACUGAGAGAGGAGUACAGUCUCUCUGAACUCACAGGACGAUGGUCAACCUGGUUGGACCAAAGUUGGGGGUUCUUAGGGGGGGAUCUGCUAUCAGUUCACUACAGCCAAUCCCUGUGCUCAGGGUGACCCCUCCACCUCCUAUAAGCCAUUAACGUUAAAACGUUUUUUACACAUUCAUGCCAAUGAUGUCUGCUUGCACCUGUGCUCUGUGUGUGAUCCAAACUAGCAUCAGCUCUUGUUGAGUGUUAAAUAGCCUCACUUUAAGUGGGUAAGAGAAUAUUCCACACGCGUGUUUUGUUCUAGCUAAUCACACAACUGCAAAGUGCUGUGCAAAAUCAGUGGACCAAUGUUUCCAGGACCGUGCUAGUUGUUGCGUAAUCUAAAAAAGAAAAAUGUCUAGCGAUGUGAGAACCAGUCAAAUAUAUUCCAGUGUGAGACUGUUUUCUUCCACUUUGAGUGGUGAAAGGUUUGAAAGACUUACUGGGUGACAGGGUAAGUAGGGUUCUACCUGCUGUGUAAAAGAAAUGUUUUCAUCUCAAAGGCAGAGGUGAUUUGGAAUCAGGCUGUAUGUGUUCUGAGGGGGAGGGGCUUAUACAAUUUUGAAGUUUGUAUAAUUUUGUUUUUCCCCUCUAGUCUGCUGUGCCAGUGUGUGUUUGUGUUUCGUGUUCAUGUGUAUUUUGAAGAUUAGGAGAAAUGUACAAACUGUCCAGAACUGCCUCAAGUGACGUAGAACACGCUGAUGCCAUUAUAAUCUUACUGUGAAUGUAAACUGAUGACCUAGAUGUUUGCAGGACGGGGCUGUUGGAGCCCUCAAUGCAAAAGUUUUACUACAUAUGUACUGAAUUUAUGUAUUAUGCUAGGUGUGUUUGUUUUUUCUUGUUGUAAGUUAGUGGCAAAAAAGAUGACAUUCUUAUCCAAGUCACUGUUCUGUAUUAUUUUUCCUCUUUUUACACAUUUAUCUCUUAUUUUUGGUUUACUGGCCUGAUGAAUUCUGUUACUGUCCAUGAAGAUGUAUGAUUGAUGUCUGCUGUCAGGCAGUGGGGAACAGAUUACUGAAAGGUCAUUAACAACUGGAGUUUUCCAUCCCUGAGUUCAUGCCAUGUGACUUUGUGCUACAGGCUGAAGCAUCUCUAAGGCUCCUGCCCUCUGAGCACUGCCACUGUGUCUUUGAGCAAGGCACCUAACCCUACAGUGCUCCAGGGCUUUAACUCAUUCCUCUUCUACCCAUCACCCCCACCUCUAAGGUGUGCUUGCAGAGCAUACCCUCGUCCACUAUUCUAGGGUGUGGUGUGUAAAUUGGAGUAUGUUCUCAAAAUUUCCUCAGUUAGACUGAGCAGUGAACCGGUUUAGCCGGUUUGUGUUGGAGGCUUAAAAGAGGUAAAUACUCUUACUCUAGAUGCCAUGAGUCUGCAGGCCUGUCCCCACUCCAACAUGGGUGUCUUGCAUGAUAAAGAUAUUAAUAUAAAAAAGACGAGAAAUACUGUGUGUAUGUGUGUGUUUGGGAUGUGGUAUUUCUUCUGGGUAAAGAACUCAAAGUCAUUUCUAUUAGAUUGGGUUAUGUGAGAAUAUCUCAUCGUAGUCUAAACAAUAAAAGAGAAAGUGGAUGAUGUGAGUCAUGUUUUAUAAAGAGAAUAAAUUUAAAUAAAAGACAA